GCCUAUGCAAAUUUGGCUUUGAAAUAAAAAAAGUUAUAACAAAAAAAAUGCAAUAAAAAAGUGAAAACAUCAAAAUGACGUCAGAAAAGGAAAACUGUUACCAUAAUGUCAAAGAUAAUAUAACAAUCAGCAUUGACAGUUCUGAUGGCGGGAAAAAUGACAGCGAAAUUAAAAUGGCUGAUAAUCAUUCCAAGAAUACCACACAUGAUCCCAGUGAAAGGGAUAACUCCAUGGAUUUACUUGGAGUUCCUAGACAGGGGCAUAGGAUGUCGUUUAUGGAAGAGGAAAACAUCAAAGAGAGGAUUAGAUUGUCAUUAUUGAAGCAAUGUUCGGCCAUUUUGAAACAGGGGGACGAGAGGUACAAUAAGGAGUCCUUACAUCGCGCUUUUCAGGAUGAGGAUCUUUUGGAGAGAAUAUUCCGAUUAUUCGACGUGGAAAGACAAGACCACCUCGUGCAAGAGGACUGGAUCGAGUUCUUGAAGGAAAGAUUAAUAGAAGAAAAACAACUCGACUUCGUAGAGCAAGUGGAGAGUGUAGCGUACGUGCUCUGCGGAGACGGCGUGAUAACACUUGAUACCUUUCAGCUGAUAUUGAAAAACAAAGUGGUGACAAACAAACUGCUAAGAGUUAUAGACACUGAUGGUGACGGAUACAUCACAGCGGAAGAAAUUAUGGAGUUCAUCUCCGCGGUCUCUAGCAGCAGCCCACGGGUAGGCAUCGACAAGGCCAGCGUGGACCGCUUGGAGCAACUAUUCAAACAAACGGUCGGCGAUCAGAAGGAGAUCACGAGGGAACAGUUCCAGAAGAUUGUUGUUUCGAAAAAUCCUUUCUUCACUGAACGUGUUUUCCAAAUCUUCGAUGAAGAUAACUCGGGGACCAUCUCCCACCAUGAGUUCAUAGAAGCAGUUCACAGGUUCGGCAGACAGACUGCGGAGGACAAGAUCCGAUUCCUUUUCAAAGUUUACGAUUUAGAUGGCGACGGCCUGAUCCAGCACCGCGAGCUGCAGCACGUGAUGCGCGCGUGCAUGCACGAGAACGGCAUGCAGUUCUCGGAGCAGCAGCUGCUGGAGCUGACGGGCGCCAUGUGCGAGGACGCGCGCGCGCUCACGUACGAGGCGCUGCGCGACCUGCUGCGGCGCCACGGCGGCCUGCUCGAGAACCUCUCCAUCAGCAUAGACCGUUGGCUGGUCCCGACGAAUCCAAAACCCGAGCCGCUGUCCCUCUACCAAAGAUUAUUGAAGAUGAAGCCCUACCAGCUCUCCGUGCCGUACUUCAAAAAUAACUACGUGUACGUCACGUAUUUAUUUCUGUUCUUUCUCGUCAACGUCGGGCUGUUUGUCGCGAGGAUUGUAGAAUACUGGGAGACCAACGUCUUCGUCAUGUUCGCGAGGGCUUGCGGGCAGUGCCUGAACCUGACGUGCACGUGGGUGCUGGUGCUGAUGCUGCGGCGCUGCAUCACGGCGCUGCGCGUGCGCGGGGUGGGCGCGGCGCUGCUGGACCGCCACGUGUACUUGCACAAGCUGACGGGCGUGCUCGUCGUGCUGUACGGGCUCGUGCACACCGCCAUGCAUCUCUGCAACUUCAGUUUAAUUGUAGUGAACGAUCCUGUUAUCAACUCUCAGAAUUACACAAUCUCGGAGUGGAUUUUCACAACCAAGCCUGGGUUGUUCGGUCUCAUCGGGGGAUACGCUAACCCUACAGGAGUCGCAUUGUGUGUGGCGUUAUUUGGGCUGUCUAUCUCGUCUCGACCAGCCCUGAGAAAAGGGGGAUGUUUUGAGGUGUUUUAUUUCGCGCAUUUGUUGUACGUUCCUUUUUGGAUCCUACUCAUCCUUCACGCUCCUAACUUCUGGAAGUGGUUCAUCGUGCCCGGGCUCAUCUAUCUCAUCGAAAGGAUCAUGAGACUGGCUUGGAUGAGGUCGGAGCGCGGCAAGACGUACAUCUCGUCGGGCGCGCUGCUGCCGUCGCGCGUGACGCACGUGGCCGUGCGCCGGCCGCCGCUGUUCCACUUCCACGCCGGCGACUUCGUGUUCGUCAACGUGCCCGCCAUCGCCGCCUACGAGUGGCACCCCUUCACCAUCAGCAGCGCGCCCGAGCAGCCCGAUUACAUCUGGCUUCACAUCCGAGGGGUCGGCGAGUGGACCAACCGCCUGUAUGCCUAUUUCGAGGAGGAGCAGCGGAGACUUAACGCCGGUGAGGAAGUACACGAAAAAGUAACUCGCAGUGCUUCAGGUCAAAGCAAUCGAAGUAGAAGAAGGAGUUCCUCGAGUAAGAAGCGUUCAGUCGACUUCUCCCCUCUCGCUUACACGAACGAAGCUUUCACUAUUGAAGAAGAAAUGGGGAAUGGGUUCGCAGCUUUAUCUCCACCGCCUCCACUGAAACGUCCCUCGUUUCUGUCGCCGCUGAAGUUCCUGGAGAAAUCGCGGUCGAUGCCAGACGUGCGCAACGGCAAGAAGUUAAGCCUGCAAUCGCUGCGCGGGCGGACGCGCUCGGAGUCGGAGCGCGCGUUCCCGGCGCUGGCGCCGCGCCGCGCGCCGCCCGCGCUGGCGCACAGCUUCCGCUACAUGCGCACCAAGCCCGCCAUCAUCGCGUGCCGCCCGCCCGGCGCCGAGCGCCGCCGCUCCGACGAGAGCAUCCUCAGCAUCGCAAGACGUCGUUUAUCAAAAAGUCUGUCCGUGGAUCGCGACGUGGAGUCGAAUGAUAAGCCUUGUGUUAUCGAGACACCGCCUGAAACGAUCGAAGAGGAAUCCGCACAGGACUAUCCGAUCGGAAAACCACUGGAGAUAUACCUGGACGGCCCGUACGGCGCGCCGUCGUCGCACAUCUUCCACGCGCAGCACGCCGUGCUCAUCGCGGCCGGCAUCGGCGUCACGCCCUUCGCGUCCAUCCUGCAGGCCAUCAUGUACCGCUACGGCCGCGCGCGCGCCACCUGCCCGCGGUGCGCGCACUCCUUCGCCGCCGAGCUGCCGCAGCGCCAGGGCGACAUGAGCCUCAGGAAGGUGGACUUCUUCUGGAUCAAUCGUGAGCAGCGCUCGUUCGAGUGGUUCGUGUCGCUGCUGUCGCAGCUGGAGAUCGAGCAGGCGGAGGCGGGCGGCGCGCGUUUCCUGGAGAUGCACAUGUACAUCACGAGCGCGCUGCAGCGCAGCGACAUGAAGGCGGUCGGCCUGCAGCUGGCGCUGGAUCUGCUGCACGAGAAGGAAAAGCGUGACCUGAUCACGGGCUUGAAGACCAGAACGAACGCGGGUCGCCCGAACUGGGACAAAGUAUUCCAAAGGUUGCAGGAACAACGAAAGGGCAAGGUCACGGUGUUCUACUGCGGGCCCCCCCAACUGGCGCGCGUGCUGCGAGUUAAAUGCGAUCAGUUUGGAUUUAGCUUUAGGAAGGAAGUGUUUUAAAUAUGUUACCAUUUAUUAUUCGAUUGUUGAAAAUGUUUUUGUAUAUAAUGUAAUAAACAUGUGUAGUAUACAUAUGAAUAAAAACUUGUAAAUUAAUAAUGUGGCCUGUAUUGGC
Nymphalis io (European peacock) is the source of this 3507-nucleotide messenger RNA. RefSeq names its product NADPH oxidase 5 (gene Nox). Gene Ontology annotation, biological process: defense response; superoxide anion generation. Gene Ontology annotation, cellular component: NADPH oxidase complex; plasma membrane. Gene Ontology annotation, molecular function: superoxide-generating NAD(P)H oxidase activity; calcium ion binding. The transcript has 21 exons. NCBI's taxonomy places the organism in Eukaryota, Metazoa, Arthropoda, Insecta, Lepidoptera, Nymphalidae. Bases 75 to 3392 code for a protein of 1105 amino acids. The record is from RefSeq and is a predicted model, not a curated record.